GGAUGGUCACCAUGUGGAUGGACUCAGAUCUAACCAUUUCAGGAAGAGAGAUGGCGAAAAAGCUAGGGAAUUCUAUAUCCGGAACACCCGGGGCUUUGCUCACGCUACCGGGGGGGUCAGUAGGUGGCGGAUCACUGGACGGCCCCAGGGGGGUUCAAUGAGUCCCACUAGGGUCAGCUGCGAAUAAGCGUCUCAUCGUAAAAAAGCAGUCCCCGACCAUGAGCUCAAUCAUGGGUCAUGCGGUCUAACAAAGGAUCGUAUACCCCAAGUGGUACCCGACUAAACGUCGGCAAUCCACCUCCAGAAACUUCUGGAGCUGAGGCGCGGAUUUUGGGGGCCUCAACUUCAUGCCCAAAUAAAGCCCUAGAGGCAACGCAAAUCACGGAGGCUUCGCAGAGGCCUCCUUCACCUGCAGAGAGUGAGCUAAGUAGUCUCAUGGACACUCUCGACAUAACACCACAAAAAAACACCAGACCUAAGUUAAGUGGUGCGUGUAAAAAACGCAUCAAGAAGCUUAGACAAAGCGGAAUGUCCUAUUCCGAGGCGCUAAAGCAAGCACUCGCAAAAGGCACGAAUCAAACCGCAUCAGGUUCAAAACGGCAAAGAUCCGAUGGGAGUACCCCGGAUCAACCCACAAAACAGAUGAAAGGCAACACAGGCCAUUCAUCCAAUUAUCCGACUUUUAGGGAUGCUCUGUCAACCAUCCGCAUUGCGGUUCUGGAUGCUGCAUUCCCUGAGGUCGUGCUCACAAGUUCUCAGCUAGAUAGUGUUAAGAAGGCCAUCAAUGAGGCCAUCUUUUCCACUGAGCACUCCACUCCGCCAAACUUCAAUGGCUGUCUUUACAGAGGGGGGUAUUUAGUCCUGCUCUGCUUAGACCAAGCUUCUGCUAAUUGGCUACUACAAACUGCACCCACUCUAAGACCUUGGGUAGGUGCCACACUUAGGGCGGUAGAUGAGAAGGAGGUACCGAGGGGUAAACUCAUCGAAGGCCUCUUUCCCGACGCUGCGAAGAUCUCGACUGAGGGACUUCUUAAGCUCAUCACUUCUCAAAACCCCACAUGUCGUGUUCCCCUGUGGAGAAUUCUCGAGAGGAGGAACAUUGGUCAUGCCGCGAAACUGGUAGUGUCAGUUGAUCAUACUACCUACCGAGCCUUACAGGCCAAAGGUCUGAAAGUGAGUUUCGGCAUUGAGCAGGUGGCAUUUAGGCCGAGAUCGUCCUACAGAAAACCACCGUCACGCAAACGUGAUACUGGUCAACCUGGCCCAGGCAAUGCCACGGGACAACCUGCCAGUAAACACGGAAAGAAGACUGAAUCCAAAAAGAGGAACGUGGAGACCUCUGAGAAUCCGCAAAGGAACAAGGCACAAUCCACAUCUGCCAAAAAAGGGCCCAAUCUGGGGCCUGAGGAGCGGCAGAAACCCACACCCGUGCCUACUUCCAAUCCUAAAGAUUCAACUUCAACCCCAGCUGGCCCUUCCGGAAAGAGUAAAGCAGUGACCCAAAAACCCGUGGCCAAAACUAAGUCUAAGGCUAAGGUUGGGAAACCAGGUGCUGGAGCCUCUGAUUCCAAAACCAGCUCUUCUCUUCCCGUUUCUGGUUCUCGGGGCGCCAACUUGGUCCUCCCAGGCCCAAAUCCGGACCCUACACACCAUUACCAGGCUCCCCUGGGCUUGGGCCCAACGGGCUCGAGCUCCAAUUAUGGAGAUGAAGGACAGCACCACCAUUAG
Molecule: messenger RNA, 1728 nt
Organism: Phlebotomus papatasi
Lineage: Eukaryota; Metazoa; Arthropoda; Insecta; Diptera; Psychodidae
Exons: 1
Coding region: 238-1728 (496 amino acids)
Source: RefSeq, a predicted model, not a curated record